Python bivittatus (Burmese python) is the source of this 2608-nucleotide messenger RNA. The record is from RefSeq and is a predicted model, not a curated record. NCBI's taxonomy places the organism in Eukaryota, Metazoa, Chordata, Lepidosauria, Squamata, Pythonidae.
AUGACACAAACAUCCAUGGUGUACACUUAUAAUAUACCCCAAUCUUAUGGAUUCUGGACAAGGCAAAACAUCAGACAAAAAGAAAUAACUAAAUCCCAGUCAACAUCAGAAACAGAAAGUCAACUACAAAAGAAAAGCCAAGAUAAAACCAAAGAUCGGCACCCACUAUCAGCGCACCAAAGGUUUCCUCCCUUGCAGACUAUGAGAGUAGUCUAUUGCAGUACUGUAGUGCCCUCUGACGACGUUACAGUGGUUUACCAAAACGGGUUACCGGUGAUAUCUUUGAGUCUUCCUUCUCGUCGUGAACGCUGCCAGUUUACACUUAAGCCUCUCUCAGAUUCCGUCGGAGUAUUCUUACAGCAACUCCAGGCAGAGGACCGGGGAAUCGAUCGAGUUGCAGUUUAUUCACCAGAUGGGACACGAGUAGCAGCUUCCACAAGCAUAGAUCUCCUACUCCUUGAUGAUUUCAAACUAGUAAUUAAUGACUUGAGUUACCAUGUUCGUCCACCAAAGAGAGAUCUCUUAAGCCAUGAAGAUGCCACCACGUUGAAUGAUGUGAAGACCCUGGUUCAGCAGUUAUAUACCACACUAUGUAUUGAAGAACACCAGCUGAAUAAAGAGAAGGAAUUGAUUGGGAGGUUAGAAGACCUCAAGCAGCAAUUGGCACCCCUGGAGAAAGUUAGGAUGGAAAUCUGCAGAAAAGCAGAGAAGAGGACCACCUGGCUACUCUGGGGCGGGCUGGCUUACAUGGCAACCCAAUUUGGAAUUUUGGCUCGGCUCACCUGGUGGGAAUAUUCUUGGGACAUUAUGGAGCCAGUCACAUACUUCAUCACAUAUGGCAGCGCCAUGGCAAUGUAUGCAUACUUCGUAGUAACACGUCAGGAAUAUGUAUAUCCAGAUGCUAGAGACAGGCAGUACUUAUUAUUUUUCCAUAAAGGAGCCAAAAAGACAUGUUUUGAUCUAGAAAAAUACAAUCAACUCAAGAAUGCUAUUGCUCAGGCAGAAUUGGACCUUAAGAGGCUUCGAGAUCCCUUGCAGGUGCAUCUACCCGUUCAACAAAUCAGCGAUAAAGACUGAUCAUCAGGGGACCUCUGUAUCUUGGCAGAAGUGGCAGAUCUGUUCUAGUUCUUGCCUCUUUAAUUAGAAAGCAUUUCAGGUGGAAGAUGGGAGGUCUUCUUGGGGUGGAGGGUUUUUUAAUCAUUAAAACAAAGACCUUGACUAGGGAGGGGGUAAUGUGUUCAAUCAAAAAAAUAAAAAUAAAAAUCAGGCACUGUGGAAUGUUAAGUCUUUCCAAAGGGCUUAAAGAUUGUCUCAUUCAAAUGUUCUUUCUUUUGGAUGAAAACAUAUAUAAUGAAGGUGGGCAUUUCAUGAAGAAAUUGUAUUGGGGGCAUAUUUUUCCAGCUUUGCAGUGUCUGCCUCUUGAUGAAGCACCAGCAGCCUGCUCAGCAUUUUUUUUUAACUCUUUCAAACUACCAACAAUAAUACUGCACUAAACAAGAGAAGGAAACAAUCAAGCCAUUUUAAGACACCAUGAUUGGUGAUCCAAAUUGAAGUAAUGUCUCCAUUAACAUGCAACCCAAGAUUAUCCCUUGUGUGUCUUUUUUUUUUUGUGGUAAUAUUAAUGCAAAAUUACUUUUUACUUCUUACUCAAAAAAACCAAAUCAUGACCUUUUCCUCCCUAUCCGUUUCCUAUCAAGCAAACUUUAUCCUUUACUGAAGGAUUAUUGAUGUUAUCAGUUUUAUCCGUAUCACAAACUGAAUAAUUCAUGUUGUGAACAUUUGAUAAUUAACAUGGGAUUAUUCCUGAGUAUCUUCUUCAACUUCACUGCCCUGAUCAACUUUUAUGCAUAAAUGGUGAUGUUGCAUGAGAAAACUCUUCAUAUACAGUCUUAAGGGAGGAAUGUUCCUUCCCCCUACUCUUUCUCCCCCCAAAUAUGGUAGCCAUCUGGGUUAAAGCAGAUCAAAGAGUUUGAGCAUAAUGCAUAUAUGUAUGUGAUACUUGGCUUGAGAUCAUGAUGCUUUAUGAAAUCCCUUAAAACGGGGAUGAUUAAAUACUACGUUUGCCUAGCAGAAUAACCAUGUCUUGAUAAGCAAAGGCUACAGUUGCACUUUGAUUCACCAUCCCCCUCUUCUUUAAGUAGCUGUAAAAGAAUGGUCUGAUGCUGAAGGGUCAGGGUUUCUGCACAGGAGCAGAUGCAAUCCCUCCCCCCUUAAAGGCAUGGGAGAAAGGCAUUUGUCCUCCACCACCUUCUGCAAGCUUGAUGAUCUUUUCCUGUGCUAAAUGGAAUCUGUGGCCUCCUCUGUCAUCCUGUUCCUGGGAAGACAGGAUAGAUAUUGGAGAAGGUCUCUAAGCUCAGUUUUCAGGAAGACUUGGAAUUUCCUUUCAGUUCACUACUUUUCACUGUGUCAAGGCAAGAGGCUCCCGCUUUCUGGGGAUCCAUGUUUUAAAGUGUAAAAUAAAUAUAAAUCAGACGCCAGGUGCCUUGCAGAUGAGAUUGUUGCUGCCUCCUCGCCCUCGAUGGCAUGUUGAGCUGAAUGGAUGCAUGUUCCAAGAUGUUUUCUCUCCCUACUUUCUUCCUGUCUUUCUCCUUUUAGUUUUUUUUUUUUU